Messenger RNA from Xenopus tropicalis (tropical clawed frog), 3000 nucleotides. Its product is annotated as kalirin. The transcript has 14 exons. The coding region runs from base 139 to 3000 and encodes 953 amino acids. The record is from RefSeq and is a predicted model, not a curated record. NCBI's taxonomy places the organism in Eukaryota, Metazoa, Chordata, Amphibia, Anura, Pipidae.
GAGAAGGAGACGGGCGGAGGGAGAGAGACAGCGGGGCUUGCGGGGGAUAUGGAUCCGGGCAGAGCAGCCCCAGUACCGGCUGCAGCACAGUGAGCGCCUCCCGGAUACACCCGGGCCCCCGGCCCCAAGCUCGGAGCCAUGAAUGCGGCGGAAGGCGCGGAGGAUGCAGGGGGAACCGAUUCCGAGGUGGAUGCCUUCUUCCGCACAGGUUCAUUUCGGAACGACGGAUUAAAAGCUACUGAUGUCCUGUCUGUCCUCAAGGAAAAAGUGGCCUUUGUCUCAGGUGGGCGAGAUAAACGCGGGGGCCCCAUCCUCACCUUCCCGGCACGGAGCAACCACGACAGGAUACGGCAGGAAGAUCUGAGGAGACUGGUGACUUAUCUUGCCAGCGUGCCAAGUGAAGAUGUCUGCAAACGAGGUUUUACUGUUAUCAUUGACAUGCGAGGAUCCAAAUGGGACUUGAUUAAGCCCCUACUGAAGACCCUGCAAGAAGCGUUUCCGGCCGAAAUCCACGUGGCGCUGAUUAUCAAACCCGAGAACUUCUGGCAGAAACAGAAAACGAACUUCGGGAGCUCCAAAUUUAUAUUUGAGACCAGCAUGGUAUCGGUUGAAGGACUUUCGAAGCUGGUGGAUCCAUCUCAGCUGACAGAAGAAUUUGAAGGUUCCUUGGAUUACAAUCACGAUGAAUGGAUCGAGAUCCGCGUGUCCCUUGAGGAAUUUUUUAACAGUGCCGUCCACUUGCUUUCUCGCUUGGAGGAUCUGCAGGAGAUGCUGGCCAGGAAGGAGUUCCCUGUGGAUGUUGAGGGAUCUAGAAGGCUGAUAGAUGAACAUACCCAGCUGAAGAAGAAGGUCAUCAAGGCUCCUGUGGAGGAGUUGGACCGAGAUGGUCAAAGGCUGCUACAGUGUAUCAGAUGUGGGGAUGGGUUCUCGGGUAGGAACUGUAUCCCAGGAGGGGCGGAUUUCCAAAGCCUCGUGCCAAAGAUCACCAGCCUCCUGGAUAAACUUCACUCGACGCGGCAACACCUGCACCAAAUGUGGCACGUGCGAAAGCUGAAACUGGACCAGUGCUUCCAGCUGCGGCUCUUUGAGCAGGACGCCGAGAAGGUAAAGAAUGCCUAUGUGAACAUAAACCGCAUCAUGUCGGUGGCGUCGCGGCUCAGUGAGGCCGGGCACUAUGCGUCGCAGCAGAUUAAACAGAUCUCAGGGCAGUUGGACCAGGAGUGGAAAAGCUUUGCUGCUGCGCUGGAUGAGAGGAGCACCAUCCUUGCCAUGUCCGCCGUGUUCCACCAGAAAGCCGAACAGUUCCUGUCGGGGGUGGACACGUGGUGCAAGAUGUGUAACGACGGGGGCCUUCCCUCUGAGAUGCAGCAGCUCGAAAUGGCGAUCCACCAUCAUCAGACUCUGUACGAGGAGGUGACUCAGGCCUACACCGAGGUCAGUCAGGACGGGAAGGCCCUUUUGGAUGUUCUUCAGCGCCCGGUGGGUCCGGGGAACUCGGAGUCGCUCACGGCCACAGCCAAUUACUCCAAGGCGGUGCAUCAGGUCCUGGAUGUGGUACAUGAGGUGUUGCACCACCAGCGCCGGCUCGAGAGCAUCUGGCAGCACCGCAAGGUCCGACUGCACCAGCGGCUGCAACUCUGCGUCUUCCAACAGGACGUGCAACAGGUGCUGGACUGGAUCGAAAAUCACGGGGAGGCGUUUCUGAGCAAACACACGGGUGUCGGGAAGUCCCUGCACCGGGCGCGGGCCCUACAGAAGAGACACGAUGACUUCGAAGAAGUGGCACAGAACACUUACACCAACGCGGACAAACUGCUGGAGGCGGCAGAACAACUGGCCCAGACGGGGGAGUGCGACCCGGAGGAGAUUUACAAAGCGGCGCGGCACCUGGAGGUGCGAAUCCAGGACUUUGUGCGCCGAGUGGAACAGCGGAAACUUCUCCUCGACAUGUCCGUCUCCUUCCACAGCCACACCAAGGAGCUGUGGACGUGGAUGGAGGACCUACAGAAGGAGCUACUAGAGGACGUUUGCGCUGAUUCGGUGGACGCGGUACAGGAGCUCAUUAAGCAGUUCCAGCAGCAACAGACGGCAACGCUCGAUGGGACACUGAAUGUCAUCAAAGAGGGGGAGGACCUCAUCCAGCAACUCAGGGACUCGGCCGUGUCCAGCAAUAAGUCGCCCCACAACAGCUCCAUCAGUCACAUCGAGUCGGUUCUGCAGCAGCUGGAUGAGGCCCAGGUCCAAAUGGAGGAGCUGUUCCACGAGAGGAAGAUCAAGCUGGACAUCUUCCUGCAGCUCCGCAUCUUUGAGCAGUACACUAUAGAGGUGACGGCGGAGCUGGAUGCCUGGAACGAGGACCUGCUGAGACAGAUGAACGACUUUAACACGGAGGACCUGACGCUGGCGGAGCAGAGGCUGCAGCGGCACAAGGAGCGCAAGUUGGCGAUGAACAACAUGACGUUCGAGGUCAUUCAGCAGGGCCAGGAUCUGCACCAGUACAUCAUGGAGGUGCAGGCGUCAGGUAGGUGCAUUCUGGGAUCUCGUGGGGCUCUUUCUGUCUGCAUUUGCCUUCUCCUUGGUCUCCUCUCCGUGUGUCUCCUCUCCUUGUGUCUCCUCUCCGUGUGUCCCUCUCCGUGUGUCUCCUCUCCGUGGUCUCCUCUCCGUGUGUCUCCUCUCCAUGUGUCUCCUUCUCGUAGUGGGGUCUUUUUUCCCUCUCCGUGUGUCUCCAUCUCCGUGUUGUCUCCUCUCCAUGUGUCUUCCUUCUCCAUGUGGUUCCUCUCCUUGUCUCCUCUCCGUGUGCUCCUUCCGUGUCUCUCUCGUUGUGGCUCUCUCUCCAUGUGUCUCCUCUCCUUGCGUCUCUCUCCUUGGUCUCCUCUCCGUUCUCCUCUCCGUGUGUCUCCUCUCCUUGGUCUCCUCUCCGUGUGUCUCCUCUCCGCGUGUCUCCUCUCCAUGUGUCUCCUCUCCUCUGCGUCUUGCCUCCGUGUGUUCUCCCUCCGGUAG